ACUCCGCACGGCUGGCCCUAUCCUUUGUGCUGUUUGUCGGCGCUUGAUACGAAUUCUGGAAGAUUACACCUGUAUCCAUCCGUAAAACGAAAAACUCUUGUAUGUGUACACGGUGACGUUGGCGCACAGGAGAUUAAAGGCAUGUCACAAGGUAUUAGGAGCCCUGUUGCUAUGCUCAGGGGAUACUACUGUACAACAUCUGCUGUAGUUCGGUUCGGUGCAAACGUUGCCUUAAGCACGGCAGCGCCCAACACUAGCGACAUUCAUUCCACUGAGACUACCAGCUCGUGUACGAAAAAUCAGCAGUCAUUCGCAGUUCCUCCAAAGACAGACUCGAUGGUCGCUAAUAGUAAGCACAACAACCUUUUAUUCGUAGAUCAAUACAGAAGCCUCGUGACGGAUCAUGCCAUCAAACGAAGUCAAUUGAGACAGAUGGUAUAUUUCGUCAAUAAGUCUCGCAAUCGGGGCUACACUGUGCCAAAACAAAUCAGUUCAGAUGAUAUGCUCACACUGCUUGGAAAACCAUCGUUUGCUAGACGACGCCGAUUCAUGGCGUAUCUCCGUUAUAAGGAGGAGAAAGCGGAACGGAAACUGAACCCCAAUUCUCUUCCCUGUAAUACUAAACCAUUGCCAAGAACAAAAAUUACCACCGAUAUUUUAGCAGAUUACGGGCUCUAUUUAAAUUCAAUCAUGAUUCGCAUCGUAGACAAAAGUAUGCAUCGAUUCUUCGAAGAGCGGCUGGUUGCUAAUAUGCCUUUUGCGCAAAAGUUAGCGUUGGAUUUCGGCUACGACUAUAUCAUGAGCGACCGUGAGUCGAGGAAGGCUGCCGCUGACGUGAAAGCUCUCUAUUCGUACAAUCGCAGUUGUUCGGAUCCGUUUAACUUGAUAUUUUGUAGUUUUGCUGAACUUGAAAAUAACGAUUUCCAAGGUCAGUCAUCGACUUCUUCUUGUAAUCUUCUCGAAAAGCUUAUUAAUAAUCGCAGCAUCACAUUUCCCUGUGAAUACACUUCCCGUUGCGUGACCGAGAUGUUUCCACGUGAACAGAUUUAUUUUUUGCAGAUAGUUUAUCUCAGUCCGCAAGGAGAGGACGAACUAGAGACUCUGGACGAUGACAAGGUGUAUGUUCUAGGGGUACUUGUGGACAAGGAGUACCAACCAGGGCUAUCUCUGAAACGAGCUCGCCAAUUGGGGGUGCGCAGUGCCCGAUUUCCGGCUAGGGUUCGCCUUCUCUGGGAGCAAGAGGAAAAGCCCCUUCACGUCGUGCAUUGCCUUAAAGUGCUACAGGACAUAAAGAGUGGCAAAGAUUGGCAAUACGCUAUGUCGAAGAUCAGCAGUAACUUCGUCGUCGAUAUCGACACAGAAGAUAGCUAAGACAACGUAGCAAUCUUCAAAUUUUGCAAAUAACUCAGCACCUAGUGGAAUAUAAUAAAUAUGAGCGUAUCCCUGUUUACUGUA
This is a messenger RNA of Varroa destructor (honeybee mite), 1455 nucleotides long. Its product is annotated as tRNA methyltransferase 10 homolog C-like. Gene Ontology annotation, cellular component: mitochondrion; nucleus; nucleoplasm. NCBI's taxonomy places the organism in Eukaryota, Metazoa, Arthropoda, Arachnida, Mesostigmata, Varroidae. Gene Ontology annotation, biological process: mitochondrial tRNA 5'-end processing; positive regulation of mitochondrial translation. The record is from RefSeq and is a predicted model, not a curated record. Gene Ontology annotation, molecular function: tRNA binding.